AUGCAGCAGCUGAGGUGCCUGAACUUCUUUAACCGCAGCAUAGUCGAAAGGACGCGCUGCUUUCCGCCAACAGGCAGUGGAUCAGGCAGAUUCAGAGGCAAUGGUGGAACAACAGAGGUGGAUUUAUCAUGCCCAAGCCAAGCACAGCUGCAUGCAGCUGCAACAGGGCUUCCGCGCAUGUCUCCGCUACCGGGCUCCGUCAUUGUGUGUACGGUGGGAACUGACUCGGGGCUGUGGCUUGGAGACGAUGCAGGCGUCUUGCACACGCUAGACCGCGGCUUUCAGCUAAAGUCUCUGAAGUGCUUCGACAUUUGUUUUGUGGCAAUGCAUGCCGCUGUCUUGGCGAGCUGCAUUGUUUGUAUAGGGCGGGAUGCCCCUGUCGAAAAGCCUGGCGAUGGGGGUGCUUUCAUGGAUGGCUCCGGACAAAUCGACGAACUGCGUGUACGCCAAGGGGUUCUGAAGUACAAGUGCUACAGUACAACUCAAGUAGAUUCCAAGGGAAAUCCUGUGCUUCUCCGCGAAGCCGGUCUUUUCUCUAAAAUUCCAGAACAGCCUUUCAUCUGCUCUGACAUCAAUCAGAACUUCACCAUGUUGGCUGUUGGCACUGAAACUGCAGGAAUUUGCCUUUUCCGCGGCAACUUAUUGAAAGAGAAGACCUGCCGGUUGCGACUGAUGAGGGAAAGUGAUGAACGCAUUGUUAGCGUGCGCUUCCUGACCUCUCCAUCGGAUGCCAAAAUCCACCAUAUGCUUGUGUGCUAUACCAGUUCAGUAACUUGUUACUUUGUACCGCUAAAGGGAGAGCCCAAGGUCGGUUAUAUUGUGCUCAUUGCGCAGGUUUCUCACACAGACAGUGUGCCCCCCGGAUCAACUCUAGUUGUGAGCGCCUUGCCAUCUCUUGGAACGUUCGUUGUACACCAUGAUGAGGGAAUAUUUUGUGUCGAUCCUGAUCAGGGUAACCUGUGGGCCCUCCCAGCAGAAGGUCACUGUCACAUAUUGACUACCCACAAGUCCUAUAUUGUCUCCGUCACGACGCAAGAGGCCUCCGCUGAGACUGAGCUGACGAGUGCAGACGCAGCGGGCGGUUUGCUCCAUGCAUCUGCAUCCCGUCCAUCCCAAAGUGCGCAUCAGAUGCUGACUAUCCACCUCUGCUAUCCGGACCUUCGACUUAUAGCCUACUCAGCACCGAUGCGGGGCGUCCUCCAUGUCGUGUCGGCAAUGGACACUCUCUUUGUAAUCGCUCAAGGGGGUUCGACGGACAGUAACGUGCUGUUUGAUAUGAAAGAAAAAAGCUUUAAUGAGCGUCUCAGCAUCUUGCUGCGGAAGCGGCUCUUUAACUGGGCCGCUGAAGUUGCCCUCCAGGAUCGCCAGCCACAGCAAGUUUUGCAGUUGAGGCUUCUUCAGGAAGUGUAUCGGCUUCAUGGAGAUUGGCUGUAUUCAAAGAACAUGCCUGAGAGAGCAGUGGAAAUGUACAUCAAGACAAUUGGGUGUGCCAUGCAGCAACACACCCUGCUCUUCUUCAAGUGCACUGCCAGACUGAAGGACGAUUCCAUUCUUGCCAGUUUUUUGGAGGACCCGCGCAUCAGCAAGACUUGCUCCCUCACUGUUGCACUUAACGAAUGCCGACUGAAUGGAGACACGGAACUUGCGUGCACGAUAGCCAGCCGCCACGGAUAUCACGAUGAGCAUCUAUCUUUGCUGUUGGAAACCCGUGUCGAAGUCUUUAUUCCGCUGUUUGUUGACGAUUCCGACCUGUUGUUGCUCUUCCUCUCCUUGCUGGUGCAUGGGGUGCAAGUGGCAAGCCGCUUAGUUCGGCAGUAUGAAACCCUUUGCACGGACGCGAAAUUACAGGAGGCGAUAGAAGAGGCUAGGCUGGCUAUUGCAUCCACCCCAUCAAUCUUUGGGUGCAUCCCAUUUUCUUCGCUGCUGGAGUUGCUUUUGCGCAAAUGGCGUGCAACGCAUCGCCCUGCUCUGGACAAUAGUGGUGCUGCCACUUGCUUUCUAGACGGAGCGCGGUCUCCCCAGGGCAUAGAUGGUAAUUGCAAUGUUCCAGAACCUUCUCCUCUGUACGCUGAAAUACUGCUGAAGACCCUCAAAAGCAGAACAAUGACUCACGAAGAGCAAUUUCGCUCAGCUCUCUUGUGCACGAUCUUCGGUUUUGAAGAGGGAAUGAUCCUUGAUCAGAGAGGGACAGAGCGUCAGAUUAGAGAAGUACUCAUGCAUAUUGAGCGGCAUCGUCUACUGCCGCCGCUGACGGUUUUGGAGGUCCUGCAACGUAGCCCGGCCGUUACGCUUGAUGCUGUGAAGACGUUAAUUGUGUUGAUAUCUCGGGGCAUUAACAGGGAGGCAGAGGCAUGCAACACUGAUGAAUUCUUCAAGUUUCUUCGAGGAUCAACAGAUGGGUUUGACUUUAUCUUGAGCUGCUUUGGUCGGGGUUUGUUUCCAUCACGGCUGAAAAGGAUUGGACUUGUGACGAAAGACAUGACGGGUCUGGAUCCCCUUAUUCGGGGUUACGCUUUCGCUGGGGGCAUGACUGGAGACUUGUUAGCGAAUCCCGGACACGCUUUACGCCCUUAA
This is a messenger RNA of Eimeria maxima, 2574 nucleotides long. RefSeq lists its product as hypothetical. The coding region runs from base 1 to 2574 and encodes 857 amino acids. The transcript is spliced from 21 exons. Gene Ontology annotation, cellular component: HOPS complex; endosome. Gene Ontology annotation, biological process: endosome organization; vacuole organization; organelle fusion. Lineage: Eukaryota; Apicomplexa; Conoidasida; Eucoccidiorida; Eimeriidae. Gene Ontology annotation, molecular function: protein-macromolecule adaptor activity. The record is from RefSeq and is a predicted model, not a curated record.